This is a messenger RNA of Nematocida ausubeli, 570 nucleotides long. RefSeq lists its product as uncharacterized. The coding region runs from base 1 to 570 and encodes 189 amino acids. Lineage: Eukaryota; Fungi; Microsporidia. The record is from RefSeq and is a predicted model, not a curated record. Gene Ontology annotation, molecular function: protein heterodimerization activity. The transcript has a single exon. Gene Ontology annotation, biological process: transcription initiation at RNA polymerase II promoter. Gene Ontology annotation, cellular component: transcription factor TFIID complex.
AUGGAAAGUAUAAGAAAGCUUACAGAAGUAGUCAUUUCCACUAUUUUAAAAAGCGAAGACUUUACAGGAGUGGAAGGCAAAGCACUAGACUUUCUAACCACUACACUUCUCAACUACAUGAUCUACACAGGCAGUAGGCUCAAAAAGCAGUGCGAAAUAAGCAGGAGAACGUCCCCAACACUUGUUGAUGCUGGGUGCAUCAUACAAGAAAUAAACGCACAAGACUGCCAGCCCAGCGAAAGCACUCUCAUCUCGGCACUAGAGAAGUUCAACAGCAUGGAGCUAGAACAGAUAACAGCCGAGCUAGAAAGUGACCCUGCAGAUGAUCCUAAUGAGUUUAUAAGCGAGGCAUGCACAUAUGUAGACUGCCCGCAAAACUACUACGAAUUUCUCCCAAAGCUACCGCCUGCACACACGUUUAAAAACAGCUCUAUAAAGCGGAAAAUAACAGAUGACAGAGCGCAGAAGGCAAGAAUUCGGAAUGAGCAGAUAAAGCAGGUGGUGGAAAACCUCUUCUGCAUUAUGUUAAAGACAGGGCGAUCUCCUAAAUAUGCAAACUAUCUCAUGUAA